AUGUCAAAAUCGAUCAAGCUUUGUGAUAUAUCAGACUAUGAAAAGUUUAUUGAUAAAUUCGAUACAUUUUUACUUGAUUGUGAUGGUGUUUUGUGGAAGGGAGGUGAUACAUUACCAGGCAAAAAACUUUUGUUCGUUACGAAUAAUAGUGCAAGAUCUCGUGCUGAUUAUGUUGAAAAAUUCAAGAAAUUGAAUAUUGAAGCACAUGAGGAUGAGAUAUUUAGCUCUUCUUAUGCAUCCGCUUAUUAUCUCAAGAAUGUUCUAAAAUUUCCAAAAGAGAAGAAAAUCUAUAUUAUUGGAGAAUCUGGGAUUGCCGAUGAACUAGCCUCUGAAGGAAUUCGUCAUUGUGGUUUGAGUGAUAACGAUCAACAAUUUAAACCUGAGGAUAUCGUUCCAGAUCCAGAGGUUGGCGCAGUUCUUUGUGGUAUUGAUUUUCAUAUCAAUUUCAAAAAAUUAGCAAAAGCUUUAUAUUAUUUAAAAACAAAUUCCGACUGCAUCUUCUUGUUAACCAAUGAUGAUGCAACUUUCCCAGCUAGCGGUUUUAUUGCUCCUGGUGCUGGUGCAAUUUCUGCUCCGUUAAUAACAGCAUUGAAUAAGAAACCAGAUGCCAUAAUGGGAAAACCAAAUAAACCAAUGAUGGACUGUAUUGCCCAAAAAUUUAAAUUAAAUCUCGAACGAACUUGCAUGAUCGGUGAUCGUUUAGAAACCGAUAUUCAAUUUGGAAAUAAUAAUGGUGUUACUACUUUAUUGGUAUUAACAGGUAUUGCUGCGGAGAAGGACAUUCUUGUUGACAAUGCCCCUAUUAUUCCUGAUUAUUACAUGUCCAGUUUUGGUGAUUUUGCCAAACUUUGCUGA
Molecule: messenger RNA, 855 nt
Organism: Cetraspora pellucida
Lineage: Eukaryota; Fungi; Glomeromycota; Glomeromycetes; Diversisporales; Gigasporaceae
Source: the annotation of a GenBank genome assembly